GACAUGAUGCUCAAUAGUGUUCAGAAAUGUUGGUGAGGUUGAUUGUCCUGUUUGUUCUGGCCACUGGGUCGUCCCACGUCGAUGCGGUCAGCAAAGACACCAACAAAUGGUGGACUGAUGGAUUUAUUUAUCAGAUCUACCCGAGGAGCUUCAAGGACAGCAAUGGAGAUGGAAUCGGUGAUCUGAAUGGUAUAACCAGUAAGCUUGAACAUUUGGCCGAUUUGAACGUGAGUGCACUCUGGAUUUCCCCAAUCUAUGCCAGUCCAAUGGCAGAUUUUGGCUACGACAUAGCAAACUUCACGGACAUUGAUCCGAUAUUUGGAAAUAUAAACGAUUUCACCAAACUCACAGCCAAAGCAAAAUCUCUCGGGCUCAAAGUACUCUUGGACUUUGUACCAAAUCACAGUUCCAAUGAGCAUCCAUGGUUCAAAAAAAGUAUUCAAAAGGUCAAACCCUACGACGAGUAUUAUGUUUGGCGCGAUGCUAAAAUCGUUAAUGGUACGAGGCAGCCACCGAACAACUGGUUGAGUAGAUUUGGCAAGUCCGCUUGGGAAUGGAAUGCGCAGAGGGGUCAAUAUUACCUUCAUCAGUUCGUUAUUGGCCAGCCGGACUUGAACUAUCGUAGCAAAGCACUAGACCUUGAAAUGAAGAACGCCUUGACAUUCUGGUUGGAUCGUGGAGUUGAUGGUUUUCGAGUUGAUGCGAUAAAUUUCAUGUUCGAGGACUCAAGAUUUUUGGACGAACCGCCAGCGGUAGGUGGUCCAAGUGUUCCAUCCGAUGAGUGGGAGUUUUUGAAUCAUUUGUACACGCAAGAUCAAAAUGAAACUUACGACGUCGUUCAGUCGUGGCGUGCACUUUUGGAUGCUCAUGCUAAUAGAACGAAAACAGGAGCGAAGAUCCUCUUAACCGAAGGCUAUACCGCCUUGCCAUUAGUCAUGAAGUACUAUUUGUACGGUGUCGAUGCACCCAUGAACUUCAUGUUCAUGUCCGAUUUGACCAAUGAUUCCCGAGCUGUUGAUUUCAAACGCAACAUUGAUGCCUGGAUGAACGGUAUGCCCGAGGGUUCUCUGGCCAAUUGGGUUGUGGGAAAUCACGAUAAUCAUCGGGCGGCGUCGAGAUUUGGCACCAAACGGGCAGACCAACUUUCUAUGCUCGCUGCUGUUUUGCCUGGCAUCGGAAUUAUCUACAAUGGCGAUGAAAUUGGCAUGGAAGACAUGUGGCUGUCGUGGAACGAUACGGUCGAUCCGGCUGGCUGUAACGCUGGACCAAGCAGAUAUGACUUGAAGUCCCGAGAUCCAGAAAGGACUCCCUAUCAAUGGGACACGACGAUGAGCGCUGGCUUUUCUUCGAGCAACAAAACUUGGCUUCCGGUCAACCCUAACUACAAAACCCUUAACUUGGAAACGCAGAAAAAAUCAAGCGUUUCCCACUACUCCAUUUUCAAGGAACUCGUCGCAUUGAAAAAACGGCCCAUUUUGAGGGAUGGUACCACUGAAGUCAUUCUCGUCACCGAAAAUGUUUUAGGCGUUGUUCGAAGACUACCCAACAGUGUACCUCUUGCGUUACUCAUUAACUUUUCUGAAUCAACAGUGAAGGUUGAUGCCAGUGCUUGGUUGAAUAUUCCGAAACAGAUGGUGGCCCAUAUCACCAGUUUAGAUUCGAAAAUACCGGCUCAUUCGACCAUAGACACUUCAGCAUUUAAUUUGCCUGGAGCUGCUUCUGUAAUUCUGUAUUAGAAAGAUUUUAUGAACAAGCAAAUGUACUUGAAUAUAAAAAAUAAAGUGUGUUACUAGCGAAAAUGGA
Venturia canescens is the source of this 1803-nucleotide messenger RNA. Its product is annotated as alpha-glucosidase-like. The transcript has a single exon. Gene Ontology annotation, biological process: carbohydrate metabolic process. The record is from RefSeq and is a predicted model, not a curated record. Lineage: Eukaryota; Metazoa; Arthropoda; Insecta; Hymenoptera; Ichneumonidae. The coding region runs from base 27 to 1736 and encodes 569 amino acids.